AGGAGCAAGACCGUCUGUUAGGCGAUCAGCCUGACCAGCCCCAGAACCCCAAAGUUUUAAGAAUUGCCAUCAUUGGAGCACCGAAUGCUGGAAAGUCUACGUUGUCAAAUCAGCUCUUGGGCAGAAAGGUUUUUCCCGUCUCUAAGAAAGUGCACACAACCCGAUGCAAAGCCCAGGGCGUCGUCACAUACGAGGACACACAGCUGGUCAUUCUGGACACACCAGGCCUCACUAGUCCGUUUAAAGCUAAAAGACAUAAAUUAGAUGAAGCCAUGCUGACAGACCCAUGGGACAGCAUGAAACGUGCGGAUUUAGUUCUGGUUUUGGUGGAUGUGUCAGAUCACUGGACACGAAAUUGUCUGAGCAAGGAGGUGCUGAAGUGUCUUUCUCAGUUCCCCCAGAUCCCCAGUGUCCUGGUUCUGAACAAGGUGGAUCUGGUAAAGAAGAAGUUCAUCCUGCUGGAACUAGUGACUGAGCUAACAGAGGGAAUUGUGAACGGAAAGAAAGUGGAAGUGAAAUCUGCAUUUAAACGUAAUUCCAGUUCUUCAGCAAAGUCUCUUCAAAUCACUCAGGCUUCUCCACCUGAGAGUAGGGCCCCUGAGUCUCACUGUCUGCAGGAAACAGCUCAAGCCCCAGAAGGCUGUCGCUUGGACAACAGCAGUGAUACAAGGGCUUCUGAGUCCAGCCUUGUCACAGAAGUAGCACAAGGGCCAAAACACUAUGGACCCGGAGAUCUAAAAAAUAUGAAAGGCUGGCCGUACUUCCAGGAGAUCUUCAUGCUGGCAGCUCUCCAUGGGGAGGAGGUGGAUACACUCAAGCGGUACCUCCUGAUGCAAGCCAAGCCGGGCCCUUGGGAGUUUCACAGUGGCGUCUUGACCAGCCAGUCACCUCAAGAGAUCUGUGAUAAUAUCAUCAGGGAGAAGAUACUGGAGUACCUGCCGCUGGAAGUACCCUAUGGUGUGAUUCAGGUGACGGAGAUGUGGGAGGAAGGACCGAGUGGGGAGCUCCUCAUCGUGCAGAACCUCUUGGUCCCAAGGAAGUCUCAUAUGAUGAUGUUGAUUGGAAGAGGAGGUAAUGUUAUCAGCAGGAUUGCUCAGGAGGCUGGCCAGGACCUGAUGAACGCUUUCCUGUGUGAUGUCCGCUUGAAGCUCAAGGUGGAGAUGAAGAGUUGA
Molecule: messenger RNA, 1172 nt
Organism: Balearica regulorum gibbericeps (East African grey crowned-crane)
Lineage: Eukaryota; Metazoa; Chordata; Aves; Gruiformes; Gruidae
Source: RefSeq, a predicted model, not a curated record